ACAAAUCAAUACUUUUAUGGAUUUUAAAUUAGUUUUAUAAAAUUGUAUAAUAUUAUUACAAAUUUUCUUUGACAGGAUAUAAAUAAAACAAAUUUCCAGUUUUCAUGUAAACUGGUUACCAAGUCUUUUCAAAUGUGUUCAGUUCAAAAGAAUUGGAGGAAAUAAUUUCGUCGCGCUUCAGCGAUUGUGUAGCGAUAUGUUUUCUUAAAAGUAUUUAUUUCUUAAAACAUAUCUAAGAUGGACUUGUCUCCAGACGAUGAUAACUUCCAAGGCCGUCUGCUACACCAGGCGGCUUUAUGGGACAACCUGGAGCUGCUGCAAGAGCUGCUCGCCUCCGGGGCUGAAGUGGACGCGCUGGACGCUUGUUCCCGCAGCGCUUUACACGCUGCAGCGCUGGCGGAGCGCAGCCGGUGUCUUUCGGCGCUCUGUGAAGCAGGUGCUGACCUUGAUGCUGCAUCUGAUGCCGCUACUGGUGGAAAGACAGCGCUCCACAUAGCAGCGGAACGCGGCCAUGUUGAAAACGUUAAGACCCUGGUGUGCGCCGGCGCCUCCCUGAGCGUGCUGGACGCGACUGGGGAGACGCCGCUCUCAUUGGCCGAGAGGAACUGCCACAGACACGCUGCGCAGGCGCUGAGAGAGGCAAGAGAUGCCUUAGAACGCGAGCGCUUGUCCCAGCAUGCCCAGCUCCGCACGCUGGUCUCCCGCGGCGACGUCUCAGCCCUGCGAGCCAAACUAACCGCUCUGGGCAACGCUGCUGGUAUCGUGGUCAAUCUGACGCCAGGUGGCGCUAGUACACUCCUUUAUGUGGCCUCAGAAGCCGGUGCCACCGGCGCAGUGUCAGCAUUGCUGGAGGCAGGCGCCGACGGUCGAGCCCACCCAGUAACCAAGUACUGCCCGCUGUAUAUAGCCAGCUAUUACGGCCAUCUCGACGUGGCUAGGUUACUGCUGGCCAACUUCCCUCGUGCUGUUCAGCAAGAGACGGUAGAGAAAUGGCUGCCGCUCCACGCGGCAUGUAUCGGCGGACAUGCCGCCAUGGUGAGCCUGCUAUUGGAGUACCCGUAUCCAGCGGACGUACUCAGUACAUACACGGACGAAUCCGGCGAGUGGCAGUACUCGUACGCGUUCGACGUGAACGCGCGCGACGCGUCCGGUCAGACGGCGCUGUACGUAGCGUGCACGCUCGGGAACCUGCCCGUGGUGGACGCUUUGAUAAACUUCACUUUGCCAGCGACGAAGAUCAAUCAGUCGGAGCCCCAGCCGGAGACGCCCCCGGCGCUGUCCCCGGCCCGGGCCGGCAUAUCCCUGGGCAUACACGCCAUUGUUAGCAAGCUCACGGGGGGUAACAAGAAUCUAGAUGAGUCGCCGACGCGCGUGCGCGCGGUGCACGUGUCGCGCGGGCGGCCCGGCGACAGCUGCGUGGCGGCGUGCGCGCGCGCCGGCCACGCGCGCCUGCUCAGGCGGCUGCUGGCGGCCGGCGCCCGCGCCGCGGCCGACGCGCUGCCGCCCGCCCCAACGGUGGGAGAUUUGAACCGGUCGUCCCGGCGGCGCUCGCGCAGCGCGUCCGCCGCCGUGGCCAGGAGCGCGCCCUCCCCCCCGCCCGCCCGGGGGCGGCUCACCGCUGACAGAGACGUGCAAUGGACGGCUCUAGCAAUAGCGGCCCGUGCUCGCAAUAUACAAAUAAUUGAAAUGCUAUUGUCGUACGGCGCCACGGAUCCGUCGGGACUGGCCGCCAGUGAGCUGGCCAGCGCUGGCUUGACGUCAGCACUGGCCGCGCUACUGGCCUGCAAGGCGUACCCGGACCCGGAUUACAAGCUGAACCGCGCGUCCAUAUCAGCGGCGUUGUUCUCCAGCCGCGAGGACUCCGCGCUCACAUACAACGCUCUGUGCCCGACUGCGCCCGUCAUGUUGGACUGGCGUGAGCUGCGAUGCAAUCUGCCGGCUAUACGCAUGUCAUGGAUAGCGAAAGCGUGCCUCCGCGUUAACAGCAAGCUGUCGAGCGCUCACAGCGCUCUCAUGUCGCUCACUCGGCUCGACCUCGCCAACAAUGAGCUCAGAUCGCUCCCCGCUGAGCUGUUUACGCUCGUCAGUCUCAGGUAUUUGAACGCGGCUCAGAAUAAGCUCGAAAGGUUGCCCACAUCGGGCGAUCCCUUCGAAGACGAGGGGAAAAAGGUCAAGAAGGCUGGCAAAAGGCCCGAGGUUUACAGCGCUCCCGUGUUGCAAGAGUUAUAUCUGCAGGACAACAGAUUAGAAGAGUUGCCCUCGGAAUUGUUCUCGCUACCCUCGCUGAGCGUUCUCGACGUGUGUAACAACAAGUUGCGCGGCCUCCCGUGCCGCAUGUGGACAGCGCCCGCCCUCCGCGACCUCAAUGUGGCGCUGAACCACCUCCGCGAGCUGCCCACAGAUGGCGGUCCCACAGAAUGCACCAGUCCCGCGGCGGGUUCACCGUCAGAGUCUCCGUUACCCACCGUUGGGACCCCCACGGAAUUGAACUUUGAUCAAUCUAAAUCGUGGUCGCGCAGCGGGUCCAUUGAUUCCUCCGAGCUUCCUGAAGAAGAGGACGGUGUCAUCUUAAUUGGAGACCGGGGCGGGAAUGCGAUUUGGUCGGAAACCCGUCGCGUGCACUCCUGGCGUGGCAUCGUGGAACCCACAGUGGAAACCGCCCGCCCAUCCGGCGGCGGGUCACAACUCGCGUCGCUUAACCUGUCACACAACCAGUUCUCGUGCGUGCCACCGGCGUUAGCGUGUAGGGCUCCGCAGCUGACCAGGCUCAAUAUGGCUUAUAAUUCAUUGAGGUCCAUGUCUUACGUGACGUCAUACCCGGCCAGCUUGAGACAGCUCGACCUGAGUCAUAAUGAGAUCACGUGCUGGCCGAGUUUGCCCCAGGUGGAAACCCUGGGCUCGUCCGAGGGCGACCCGCUCGCCUGCCACUGCCCUCCCCCCCGCACCAGCGCGCGCCCGCGGCCGCGCUCGGGCGCGUCGGUGCGCGACCAGCUGCUGAGCGCGGCGUGCGCGCCCAGGAGGCACCUCCGGCUGCCCGCGCUGCGCACCCUGAUCCUGGCCAACAAUCUGCUGACUCGUAUACAACUUACGACUGAUGAUGACGGCGUCUGUACGACGCGCGAAAACGCAUCUACUGAGGACGAUGACGAUGAUUGGAGCACCAGCUCGUCCCUCAAAGGUCGUCUGCUGUUCCCUCUGCUGUCGAUGCUGGACGUGUCCAGCAACCUUCUGAAGGCGGUCCCGCCCGCCAUCCACGAGCUGGCCAACCUCUCAGUGCUUAACAUCAGCGGUAACAAGGACAUAACCGAACUGCCCCCCCAAAUGGGGUUGCUGUCCCGUCUCUGGAAUCUCAAUACCCACGGUUGCUCAUUCUCGGAGCCUCUCCGCUCCAUGCUUCAGUGCGGGAAGUACAAGAGCAUGGACAUCGUGGGCUACCUCAAGUCUGUGCUGCAGGAGGCCAGCCCCUAUCUGAGGAUGAAGCUGAUGCUGGUGGGGAAACAGGGCAUAGGAAAGACCAGCUUGCUGGAAUGUUUGAGACAGGAGUCAGCCAUACAACACAGAAGAAAACCUACUGAGCACUGGGCAAAACGCAUGGGCAACAAGUCGUCACGCAGGAACAUGUCCACAGUGGGCGUGGACAUCGGCACGUGGGUGUACGAGAAGCAGAGGUCCACGCGUGGGCCCAUCACCUUCAGGACCUGGGACUUUGGCGGGCAACAGGAAUACUACGCAACUCACCAAUACUUCCUGUCGCGUCGCUCGCUAUACCUGUGCGUGUGGCGAUGUAUCGAUGGGAGGCGGGGGCUGGCGCAUGCGCUGGAGUGGCUCAGGUCCAUACAAGCGCGCGCCCCGGGCUCGCCUGUCAUCAUGGUCGCCACGCACUACGACCAAGUGGCUAAUUGCAACCUCCCUGAGAAUGAGAGCCCCGAAGCGCUCCAGCGUGUGAUCCGCUCGGCCAUCAUGGGAGCCCCCGACGCCGACAAGCUGGGGCUGCCGCGCGUGCUGGACUCUGUGGAGGUCUCAUGCAGUACCCGUCACAACAUCCGCUUGCUGGCCGACAUAAUAUACUCGGUAGCCUUCAGCGUGAAGCCCCCGGGCUCCAAGCGGGCGCUGCUGGAGCAGAGCGUGCCGGCCAGCUACCUGGCGCUGGAGGAGUGCGUGACGUCACUCGCCAGGACGCUGCCCGAGCCCGUGCUGAGGCACACGGAGUACAGGCGCCAGGUCACACAGUAUAUGCAAUCGAAGAAUCACAGAAUGUUCCGAGACUCGGCCGAAUUGCAUCAGGCGACUAUGUUUCUACACGAGAAUGGCGUCCUCCUCCACUACGAUGACGCAACACUGAAGGAGCUCUACUUUCUGAAGCCGCAGUGGUUGUGUGAUGUUCUAGCGCACGUCAUCACCGUAAGGGAAAUUAACCCUUUUGCUAAUAACGGUAUAAUGAAGGUAGAAGACCUAGCGCACGUGUUCAAAGCGUCCCCCCUCCUGUCGCGCAGCGAGGAAGCGCACGCGCUGGUCGUGUCUCUGCUGAACAAGUUCGAGCUGGCGCUGUGCUGGGACGCCAGGCUGCUGCUGGUGCCCCCGCUGCUGCCCAGGGCGGAGCCCGACCAGCCACAGUUGCCACUGCGCACGCGGUCGUGGUCGCGGGGGACACCGAGGCGGGCGUGGCCCACCUCCGCCUUGGCGGACGUGCAAACAAACAGACAUACAGAUUCGCCCGUGCUGAUCAACGAGCCGUCCAGCUCUGUAGCGGUCAGCGGUCGCAGCGGCGCGCCAGCGCUUAGGAGACUGUUAUUGGUGUCAUAUGUGCCGUGCGGUUUCUGGCCGAGGUUGGCGACGAGACUGCUGGCGGACAAUGCGCUCGCGCAGGCCCCGCCCAUGAUAUAUAACACGCCCAAGGAGAUCGAAUCAGACGAGGCAAUGGCUAAAGCUUUAGAACUGAACUGGGGCUGGAAGCUGUGGAAGACCGGCUUGAGCCUCGUGUGCGGCUCCCUUACUCUGCUGUCACUGAGGGAGCUACCGGCGAGGGGACACGCCCUCCUGGCCGGUCUGCCUGAAGAGGACGACGCUGAGAACCCUUACAGGAACAUCAGGUUCCGCGUCCGCCAAGAUGGCGCCUGGUCAGAGUUGGAAGUGGACUCGUGCGCGUGCGUCGAGAUCAUGCUGCCCGCGCAGGUCUGCGUGGUGAAGAGGGACGACGGGCUGGCCAUAGCUGGCUACCAGAGCAUCAGCCUGGAGCCGAGCCCCGAGGUCCUGGCCAGAGUGCUGUCCCUGGUCUCCGAGCACGUGGACCUGCUGCUCGAGGACUGGUACCCCUCGUUAGGCACACGUUUCGUCCACACCUCUGAGGGUAGAUGUCUGAUCACGCGAGUGGUACCCUGCCCAGCGUGCCUUCGAGACGCCCAGGAGAGACCGGAACCACUGCAGAACCACCAGCUGGCCCAGGCGUUCCGUCGGCUAGAGCUGGGGGCGGAGCCCCCGCGGAGACUGCGGCUGUCCGAGGAGUCCCGCGCUUCGGACGGGGACAGCGGCGUCGGCGCAGAAUCAAAUGCUUCCUCCCGCCUGGGUUCGGUGGAAGGCAUCGUGAACGCCCCCCCGGCGCCCCCCGCGGCGGCGUGGUCGGCGUGGACCGUGGAGGAGUGCAUCCUGUGCGCCUGCGCCGGCGCGCGGCCCCGCUGCCUGUCCCACGGGGAUGUGGGCUUAGCCGACGUGGCGCCAGAUGUCCUACUCCUCGACGUAGAAGAAGACAAAAGGGCCCGCUGGGACCAGAUCUCGCGCAGUUCGGUCGCGGGGCGGGGCGCCUUCGGGACCGUGUUAGCGGGGAGCUGGAGACGGGGCGGGGGCUCCAUCCCCGUCGCCGUGAAAGCCCUACAGCCCGUGCCGCCCCCGGCUCCGCACGAUGCUGCCGCUCUGCAUGCUUACAAGGCGGCGCUGUCACGCUGGGAGCGGGACCCCACGGCGGGCGCGUGCCGAGCCUACUGCGGGCUGCGGCAGGAGCUCACCAUCCUGAACCAGUUGCGGCACCCCCACGUGGUGCCCCUCCUGGGGGUCUGCGGGGCUCCGCUGGCCUUGCUGCUUGAGUUGGCACCGCUGGGCGCGCUGGACGGCGUGCUGCGCUCGUACGCGGGCUGCGGCGCGCGCGUGGGCCCCCGCGCGGCGCGCGCGCUGGCGCUGCAGGUGGCGCGCGCGCUGGAGUACCUCCACGCCAGGCGGGUCGUCUACAGGGACCUUAAGUCUGAGAACGUGCUAGUGUGGGCUAUGCCCCGCCCGGGCGAAGCCCCGGCGGCGGAGCGCAGCGCCGCGCCAGUCCCCGUGCGGGUCAAACUCGGCGACUACGGCAUCAGCCGACUGGCGCCACCUUCCGGAACAAAGGGAUUCGGCGGCACUGAAGGGUUCAUGGCGCCCGAGAUUAUGAGGUACAACGGCGAAGAGGAAUACAACGAGAAGGUGGACUGCUUCUCAUACGGCAUGCUGCUAUACGAGAUAGUGACUCUACGGCAGCCCUUCGAAGGUCACGAGGCGGUCAAGGAGGCGGUGCUGGACGGCGCGCGGCCUGCGCUCUGUGCUCGGGACCUGCAGUACCCGUGCUGCCUGCUGGAGAGCAUGCGGCGCUGCUGGGCGGGCGCGCCGGAGCUGCGGCCGUCGGCGUCCGCGCUGGUGUCGCUGGCGGCGGCGCCCGAGUUCGCGGCGCUGGCGGACGCGGCCGCCGCGCGGGGCACUGUCCGCGCCGCAGCGCUGGCGACGCCCGUGCUGCUCGCCGGAGACGCGGAGUCGGGCGGGUGGGAGGUGUGGCAUGGCGGCGGCUGCGAGCGUGCGCACGCGCUGCUCGUCACCGACACACACUUGACCGCCGUACACACGCUUAGCGUGCCGCCCGAUAAUGCAGAGCCGGUGAGUGUGACGGCGAUGUGCCGCGUGGCCAGCAAAGUGUGGAUCGGUGACUCAGCCGGACGCGUCCAUGUUUAUUCAGCGUCGACGUGCGCCCACCAGUGGAGCGCGUCGGUGGGCGAGGCGGUGGGCGGCGCGCCGUCCGGUGUGGCCGACAUGACGGCGCUGCCCAGGUUACAACGCGUGGCGGUCGCCCUGGCGUGCGGCAGAUUGUUUUUAGUGUGCGCGUCCAGACCGGAAGCGGAAGGCAGUUUCGUGUUGACCGAGCUGGGGACCGCCACUGAGCUGUGUUGUCUGGCCGCGGUGCCCACUCCCAAAGGCGUGGAGGUGUGGGCCGGGGGCGCCGGCCUGGACUGCUACGGCGUGGGCGCGGGCGGCGUGGAGGAGGCGCGCCGGCUCGAGGUCAGCGGCCGCGUGACCCUGCUGACCCCGCACUCGGAUGACCCGCACGUCGCUCUGUACUGCCAUCCAGGCGCGUGCGUGUACCAGUGGUCGGUGGUGACGCACGCGCAGACGGCCCGCCUCGACUGCAGCAAGCUGGCGCCGUGCUCCGAGAGCCUGCAGUCCAUCGCGCUGGACGACCGGCGCGCUGGCGAUAAAUUUACGGUGACGGCGCUGUGCUCCCUCCGCGGCGCGCUGUACGUGGGCACGGCGUGGGGCUGCGUCAUAGUGGCCGACCACAGCACGCUGCGCCCGCUCACCGUGUUCCGGCCGUACGAGGAGGAGGUCCGCGCGAUAAUCCCCCUGCCUUCACACCGCGCGGCAAGCACCGACAUGCUGGCCACAAUCGGGAUCGGUUACCGCCCGCUGCUGCAGAGGUUCGCGCCCCAACAGAAUAAUCAAACUAACACUCACGCGGGAUUCUACUGUCUUCUGUGGCGAGCUCAACACUGGCUCCCGGACUAAACGAGUGGAUUUCUUAAACUUGAUGAAAAUCUACUUAAUCUAGCAACAGUGGGACUAUUUACAAACUUUAAGAUAUUAUUAUGUCAUCUCUCAUUCUUUGUUCUCUACUUCUCCUUAGAAAGAGUGGGACAAAAUCUCUUUAGAUGAGAUAUACCUCAUUAAAUUUGGUAAAUUUACCCUUAACUUACUAGUAGCGCCAUCUAGCGUCGUAUAUGGACAACAAACGAUUAAAUCAUACUCGGAUUAAUAAAAUCAAUAAAAUAUUUAUUUUAAGAAACAUUCUAAAACACUCGUAUGAUUUUAUAUUAUCCAAAUGAAAUUCUUUUGAGAUAUUUGUCAAUACAAACAUUUGUCCGUAACUGAACCGAAUAUUUUAACCAUAAAUAUGAAACUCCCGCGUAAAUAUGAAAUUAUUUUCCUUACAUUUGACGAUUAUUUCUCAGUACUGAUAAAUAAGAUCUGCUUUUCAAUUGUAUAUACAUACGUAUUACCUCAUUUAUUUAAUACGUAAAAAAAAUAAAGAGAUUCUGCUUCUAAGUAAUUUGUUUUAGUGUUGUAAUAUUUAUAGAAUUAUAUUAAUUUAAAAGUAAGUAUUUUUAGUUUUUAGUUAUAAUGAUUAAUUUAAAAAUAUUUCAUCUCGAACAAAUAUAAAAAUUAAUUUUAACUUAUUUUUAUGACAAUUUGAUUUUUAAAAAUUGUAUUUAGGUGUAUAAUGAUUUUUCUUUUAUUCUCUGUAUAUUCAUACAAAUUCAUUGUACCUAUUUACAGACAGACGGUUGUUUUUCAGAAAUCUGGAAAACAAAUAACUGUUAGUUGGUGGCUGUCAAUGUCAUUAUUCUGCCCUGGUAUAACUAAAAUGCCGUUAUCUGCCAAAUCCUUGUUUUAAGUAAAGCGUCAAAAAUGCGGUUAUAAAUUUGAACUGAUGCCAUUCAUCAAUGAGAACGCCUAUUUAUGACUUAAAGGUACCAAAAAGUCGUAUAUACAGAUCGAAAGGGAUUUUUUUUUCUUAUUCUACUGGUAAAAAGGUGAAAAUCCUGAUGUCAGAUAACGGCAUUUUAGUUAUACCACGGCAGUAUUACUGGGCUGUCAUAAUACACCAUAUAACAUCCAUUACGACAUUAAUUAAAUAGAUAAUUGUUAUAAUAUUUAAAGUCUGUCUUUGGCUUUUGGCUCCUAUCCGUCAAUAAGGCUUAUUUCUCAAUGAUUUGAUCAUUUUAUAAAAUGCCUAGUAAAUGUACCAAAGAUUUUUUAUUGUAAUCCAUAACGAGGUAGACGAAGCAUCGUGGUCAGCUUUCUGUCGGUGGCAUAAGUUUAAAUCAAAGAAUUUUGACCAAGAACGCACCUAGAACAAUUUGCAAGUUUAACAAUUUUAAACUAGGUAUCUGAAAAAGUACUAGUAAUAAAUAUUAAUAUAUUCCAUUUAGAAAUGUGAGGCUUGGCCACACCAUAUUCACAGUGUGACCUAAUAGAAUAUAACAAUUUGUUCCUUUUUGUUAUAUAUAGCAAUAUAUCAUCAGAAUAAUAAACGUGGUCAAAAAUCCAACUAAGUAAAGUUUACGUUUUGACUGUGGUUGAAUGUCAAUUAGUGAUUAUUUUUUUUUUAUUCUUUAGUUUAUUUAUGUCGUGUGCUCGUACAGAUUGUAUUAUGAACACUUUAAUGGUCAGUUGUGAUGAAUUAAAACAUUUUCAAUUCUGUUAGGUCAAACUGUACUGUUGAAAUUGUUUUAUUGCCCUGCAUUUUCGCUGAAGAUUCACUAAUGAUAUUAAUUUUGACGUACGUAUACAGUAAUUAUAAGUUAAUUAUUUAAAAAAAACUGUAUAAAUAUUUAUAAAUCUUAAGAAAUAUGACAAAGCCGAUUAUAAAUUGUAUAUUAUAUAUAUUAUUUUUGCUUAAAAAUGUUGCCAAAUAAUGUUACAGCCAUGAUUGUAGAACAAUUCGUACAUGCCUUAAUAAAAGACAUUUCUUAUA
Molecule: messenger RNA, 9760 nt
Organism: Amyelois transitella
Lineage: Eukaryota; Metazoa; Arthropoda; Insecta; Lepidoptera; Pyralidae
Gene: Lrrk
Product: leucine-rich repeat serine/threonine-protein kinase 1
Exons: 56
Coding region: 238-7791 (2517 amino acids)
Biological process (GO): protein phosphorylation
Molecular function (GO): protein kinase activity; ATP binding; protein binding
Source: RefSeq, a predicted model, not a curated record